Arabis nemorensis is the source of this 1056-nucleotide messenger RNA. The record is from the annotation of a GenBank genome assembly. NCBI's taxonomy places the organism in Eukaryota, Viridiplantae, Streptophyta, Magnoliopsida, Brassicales, Brassicaceae.
AUGCUAAUACCCAGGUUGAGAAAUCUCCUAUCGAUUAUCGAAUCAUCAUCAUCAUCAAAUGCCACAAAAGUAGCGAAAAUAGCUUUGUCUUCGUCCUUCAACACAACCCAUUUCGCUGCUUUUCAUUCGACGCCUGUUUUGUCUGAGAAAUCGAGGAAAAAUUCUGCUUCUGGUGGUAAAGUUUUUGAAGACGAACGAGCUUCAAAGAUCACUGUAAGAUUCACAUGUACCGUUAAGGAGAAGCGUUCUGAUGCUAAAAAGGCUCUAAACAAUCUUCUCUUCCACACCAGAGGAAGUAGAGAUUUUCUUCAGAAUGAGUGGCAUUUUGGGGAGCCAAAUCGGGCGUUUCGGGACAGGCAUAUUAAGAAGAAAUCUCCACCUGGUCGAGGAAAAAAGCCUCGCGAUAAGAGAACAAAAAGAUGGCACAGAGAUGGGAGCCUUGGCGACGAUGAGUUUGACGCUGAGACUACAUUCACUGACAAAUUUAGAGAAAGCUGGUACCGUAAACCCCAAUCUCAAAAGGUUUCUUCAUAUUCGAAAGACUCAACAUCGGAUUUUGAAUGGAGAGAAGGCUUUAGCUGGACAAACCAAUCUGAAAGAAGCAAGAACUGGGAUGAUGAGUCUUCUUGCGAUGAAGAACCUCUAAUCGUAGAAUCCCGGUCUCAGAGGACAGUUCUCGGUUUACCUCCAAAUGGUCCUCUCAAAAUCUCAGAUGUUAAGAACGCUUUCCGGUCUGCUGCUUUGAAAUGGCAUCCAGAUAAGCACCAAGGGCAUUCUCAGGAGCAAGUCGAAGCUUCGUUGACUUCGAAACUCAACCCUGUUCAUCUGGAAGUCAUCGACACAUCUGGAGGAUGCGGCGCGAGUUUUGCGGUUGAGAUUGUUUCAGAACAGUUCGAGGGGAAGAGAUUGCUCGAGAGGCACCGCAUUGUGAACGCUGCGCUUGAAGACGAGAUGAAAGAAAUACAUGCUCUCUCUAUAAAGAAAGCUCAGACUCCACAACAAUGGAAGCCAAUUUCAGAAGACUCUGCAAUAACAACUCCAACCACAGAUGCUUGA